AUCGCCCGGAGGCAUUUGACUUACCUGAGGGCUGUAGGAACGCACGUCUGCUCAAGACAUCAUCUAAGCUUUACGAGCGGGCUGUUACAUAAGCAAGAAAAGCAGAAAUCAACCAGUUCAAUGUAGCCAUCCUGAUAGCGCGAUCAUCAAAGAGGGAUUAUAGGAGCUCUGUGAACAGCAGAUCUGAGGGGUUUAGAAGCCAUCAGGGACAAUGAGGAACUCUGGGGCCGUGCUGAUUUUGACCUUUAUUACCAAUUUAAUAUCACAAGCAGCAGGUGUCAGUUCCCCAGGCAAACCCAGACUCACAAGCUGUCGCUCUCCAGAGAAGGAGACCUUCACCUGCUGGUGGGAGCCUGGAGAUGACGGGGGUCUGCCAACCACCUACGCCCUCUACUACCGUCUAGAAAACUCCGAGACGGUCUACGAGUGCCCCGAUUACAGAACCGCGGGCGAGAACUCGUGUUUCUUCAACAAAAAUGACACAUCGCUUUGGGUCAACUAUAACAUCACCGUGGUGGCCACUAACGCCCUGGGGAAGAAUAUUUCAGAGCCCGUGGAAGUGGACGUGGUCUAUAUAGUUCAACCAAACACUCCAGAGAACGUCACAGCCGUAGUGGUCCAUGAAGACCAGGGUCCUUUUGUAAGAGUGACCUGGGAGAAACCACGAACCGCAGACACCCGCUCAGGGUGGAUCACGCUCCUUUACCAGCUACGAGUUAAACAAGAAAAAGAUAAAGAAUGGGAGAAGUAUGAUGCCGGCAUGCAGAAGUACUAUAAUGUGUUCAGUCUUCACCCUGGUAAAGAAUACAUGGUGCAGGUGCGAUGUAAACCUGAUCAUGGCUUCUGGAGUGAGUGGACCCAAACCAGCUAUGUCAAAAUGCCUGACUAUAUACCCAGAGAGCGUUCGCUGUGGAUCAUAAUCAUGGUUUUCUCUGUCUUCUUCGUCCUCAUCCUCACCUGGGCGCUAAACAUAAAUAGAAACAGUGUGAAGCUUUGUUUGCUGCCUCCUGUUCCUGGACCGAAAAUUAAAGGAUUCGACAAACAGCUGCUCAAGAGCGGGAAAUCCGAGGAAGUUUUCAAUUCUCUGGUGAUCCAAGGUUUCCCUCCAACCACCGAUUAUGAUGACUUACUGGUGGAGUACCUCGAGGUGUAUGACAAUGAGGAGCAAGAGCUGGUACUGGAUGGUAAAGAUCUAUUAGAGGAAUGCAUGAAGUCCAAAAGCCCAUCGGACUGCGACUCCGGCCGGGGCAGUUGCGACAGUCGCACCCUGCUCUUGGAGAAGUGCACGGAUGGACGGGAAAGAGGCGGAAGCGAUCAACAUCAAUAUAGCCAGCAUGGAGAAACGAGCUGGGCUUCAACUGAAAGCAGUGAAAGCCAGGGCCCUGAACCCAGUUCUCCAGAGUCCCCUGAUGGACGUGUCAAGACCUGGCCAAUUGUGUUUUCGUCCCCCCAAUCUCAACUUCACCAACACUACCAAGUAGGAGCUGCGAAACCGGCCUACCACAGCGUCCCAGAGAUCCUUAGCCAUCUGUCCCCACACGCAACAGCAGGCAACUACCAUCAGCUUCACCAUCAGGACAUCCCGCUACAGGAGGGACGCUUCAGCAAGCCGGCCUGCCCACAUUCCCAAAGCUACAACCAGUUCAAUCGGGACGGCUCCGACUCUCCUGCUCACUGCGUCCCUCCGUCACAUUCCUUGGAAUACUUAGAGGUGCAGAGGGUCAACCCGGACAAUAUGCUACUGCUUAGGCCACUUUCAGACCCUAACCGUGAGGCUGAAGGGUCCGAUCGCAUCGGGGAGGACUACAGCAAGGUCAAAGAAGUGACGGCGGACAAUAUUCUGUUUCUGCAAAGGGAAACGUCCCAUCAGUGUGUGGACGAUUACACCCAGGCUGAUCAUUGCACAAGCCAGCAACCACCUCACCCCCGCAAACCUGCCGUCCAGCAAUCGUACAGUCCCAUGCCACAGGAAGGCGUGAGGGUGAUGGUAAACGGUUAUGUGGAUUCAACAGUCUUGAUGCCAUCCUACUAGCGCAUAGUGGUCCAGUGCAUAGAGGCAGAGAUGGGAUCCGCCUCGACUACAGCAAAAACAAUAUCCUAAACACUAAGACUGUCAACAGCUCAUGCCAAGCCCUAGAAGAAGCGCUUUAUCUUGCUACAUUGGUUUAAGAAAGAGGAUUUGUGAGUGCAUAAUAUGCCAUUGAAAAUACAUACGGGUAAGGGGUUCUAAUGUCGGUCGCCAUGUUGCCCCUCCAUCUUGAAAGUACAUUAGCCAAAGAGGGACAUACCCGUUAAUUCAAGCUUCGCCUUUCGCGUUUACGUUUGAGUUAACACUCAUGGACGAGAUCGAACCGGAAGCCAUGUUAAUCUUGGACUACAUAGGAGCCACCGUAGGAAUUAAAACGAAAUCAGAAUUGAGAGGAACAGAAACUAAUAUUCACUGGAUGCUCAUAUAAAUUUUCCCCGCUAGAUGGGGGUAAAAAUCACACAGUGUAGCUUUAAUAUGUCUCUGGUACAAUUUUCACUUUUGGCUAGAUGUUACCCAAAAGCAAAAUAGCUAUUUAGGCUUUAGCUGUGUCUCAAACAAUGUAUUAUACACUAUGCACUUAUGCGCUAUUUACUCAACCGUGCUGUGUAUGAAUUUUGUAAGGUUAUUUUGUCAUUCAGCAUCGGAGUCUGCCUGAUAGCCCCUCCCCCUCCUUUACAUGAAAAUCUCAUGGGUAUUUAAAGUGUUCACGUUUAAUUAAUUUAAAUUUUUUGUUUAAUAGUAUUUACUUGCAUAUUAUGGUGUUCAUUCUGGAAACAGUGUAAUUUCCGCCGUACAAUUCAAAAUGUCUUCAUAUUUUAGGUGCACUCAUGCAAAUAGAUAUACAUGAAAAGGGAUUUAAACUGAUUGUAAACUGUCAAAUUUGCCUUUGAUAUUUACAACUCUCAGGUGGAGGUAAACUCGCUUAAACACUUCUGCCGAAUGUAUUUAUUAUAAAUGUUAUUGGCGCUGAUUUUGAACACAAAGGCACAACAAUAAAAAAAAAAAUGAAUUCCCAGUUUGUCCAAGUAAAUUAUUCGCUGUAAGAAUUUGUGUUUCUCUGAAUGUUAACCCUGUGAGAAUCUAUUUUUCCAAAUCUGUAGCCUAGGUAGCUAUUAAUUCAGCAUUGCAUAUUUUUUUAUGUUUGAUAUAAAAAAGAAAAUCUAAAAACAAUUUAUAAAACUAAUUCAUUCCAAAAUAACCAGAUAGUUAUUAUCUUGUUGAUGCACAAAUCACUAACCAUUAAAACCAGUUACAUGGAGACGAGUUAACAAAAUAGGCCCUUGCCAGUGCAAGAGUCAAACUCCAAGUUGCCUUAUUUUAUGCAGAAAUAUCUGAGAGAAGACUGGUGUGUAUUUGUUGGAAGGAGUUAAACACACUAAAUCUGUUUAUGUCUAAAGUGUACAUGUAAAUAUACAAUAAAUGAAAUUGUUAUAUAAUAUGUAGAAAUGCAUUUAUAUGUAACAGAUAUUACAGAUAAAUAGUUUUGUUGGGUUUGCCUAAGCCAUACAGUAUAAAUCAUCCUAUAAUCUAACUUUGUUGAUUUGUGAGUAGCAUAACAUUUUUUAUGUCUUUGUUGUUCAACAGUCAUACAUUCUCAGUUCCGUGCAUAAUAAAUCUGCAUUGACAGAGUAAGGCAUCAGUUCUUUAAUAGAUUGCUAUCUCAGGCAAUGGAAAAUCUACUAAACGUGUGUUUGAAACAGCACCGUGAAUUUAACGUGAAUUCUCAGGACAACAGUGCGAAAUAAUAUUUCUGUAAGUGUGUAAGCUAUCAAAGAAAAGGCAUGUGGAUAUAGCAUUAUUUUUUCAAUAUACCAAACCCAAUUCAAUCAACAUUUGCUGUAUUAAAAUAAUGUCAAUUCAAAACCAUUAUUUUGUUAUACACUAAGAAUAUGUCUUGUUAAAAUGAUGUUGAUUUUUUUCAUUAUGUCUCUUUUUUUAUGAAUUCAAACAACUAGAGGUGCUGAAAUGAAACUUUUGAUGUUAACCAUGUAAGUUGAAUAAUCUACAGUUUCUGUAAUACAUCCUUAUUGUGUUCUGCUUUUCCAUAACAAACAUUAUUUGUGAAAGCGCAUAGCAAAACCAUUAAAACAUGUUCAGACUGUU
Molecule: messenger RNA, 4132 nt
Organism: Pimephales promelas (fathead minnow)
Lineage: Eukaryota; Metazoa; Chordata; Actinopteri; Cypriniformes; Leuciscidae
Gene: prlra
Product: prolactin receptor a
Biological process (GO): cytokine-mediated signaling pathway
Cellular component (GO): signaling receptor complex; membrane; external side of plasma membrane
Molecular function (GO): cytokine receptor activity; cytokine binding
Source: RefSeq, a predicted model, not a curated record